AUGGAAAGCGCCAUUGCACAAGCAGAAGAAAAAGCAGCAGAGGAGCGUGCAGCAAGAAUAACAAGAGCAAGAUCAAACGCAAUGGGCCAAGCUCCAGGCCCACCUUUAGCAACUCCUUUUCGUAACAUCAGUAAACCACCUCCUCCACCCACACUGGCUCCAGAAUUAGCUCCCUGCAGCAAGGACGGAUACAACCUGGAAAACUCUCCUGAUCCAAACCCGGAUUGUCUGAUACAACCAAACAAGGAUGUGGAGAAAGAAUCCUGGGUCCCACUCCCGGGCAUAGGGAAGAAUCAAGAACCUAGAUCAGAAACGGUGUCCUCACACCCAGAAAAUGCUGAAGACGUACAAGAUGGAAUAAUAGACCCCCUCUCGACCUCAAUGAACACCAAGAUGCCAUACGCACAGUGA
Messenger RNA from Melampsora larici-populina 98AG31, 411 nucleotides. RefSeq lists its product as uncharacterized. The coding region runs from base 1 to 411 and encodes 136 amino acids. The record is from RefSeq and is a predicted model, not a curated record. Lineage: Eukaryota; Fungi; Basidiomycota; Pucciniomycetes; Pucciniales; Melampsoraceae. The transcript is spliced from 3 exons.